Molecule: messenger RNA, 316 nt
Organism: Cokeromyces recurvatus
Lineage: Eukaryota; Fungi; Mucoromycota; Mucoromycetes; Mucorales; Mucoraceae
Exons: 2
Coding region: 11-292 (93 amino acids)
Source: RefSeq, a predicted model, not a curated record
AAUUUUAACCAUGAAUCUUCUUAAUAAAAUAAAGUCUGAAAUUGACCUUUGGAAAUUAGAGAAAUAUACCAAAAGAAGAUCAUUUCUACCUGAAUAUGAUUCAAAAGACUUGAAGUAUUAUAAAGAAGUAUAUCAUGAUGGAUUUUAUGAUACAAGCUUAGGAUACAAUCAAGGCACUGCUACUAAGAGAUCAAGAAAAAGCAAAUCACAAUUAGGUCUUUUGUUUGGAAAAUCAUCCUAUGGAGGAGGAUAUCGUCUGCCACCUUGUUCCGAGACGUAUAAUAGAAUGUAGAAUAUCUCUUUGCUUCUUGUAAAU